CGUUAGAUCUGCAUGGGCAGCAGAGUGUGAAACGAGAGGGUUAGAAAGAGGACAGCGGGCUUUAGUGGCAAACUCGGGCUUGUAGAGAUAAGGAAGAGGAGAGGCAAGAAGAAAAAAAAAGAGAACAGAAGCAUCACGUCUCGCUACUUCAAGUGUUCCGACACAUCUGUAUCCCGACACAUUGCUUUUCUUUAUUCAAUAUCCCGACACAUUGCUUUUCUUUAUUCAGUAUCCCGACACGUUGCUUUUCUUUACUCAGUAUCCCGACACGUUGCUUUUCUUUAUUUAACGCAAGCUUUCAUGUGAAUUUUGCAGAAGGCGUGUCUUGAGUUCCGUUUGUUUCUUUUUGUGUCCUUGUUUUAAUAAGACAUGCCUCUUCAGUGACACUUCUCCGCACUGUCUUUGAAUCGUUUUUAAGGUUUGUGUGCAGCGCUGCCUGGUCUUUUCUAGAUUCCUUUGUAUAUUUUCCGGAAGUGGGCAUACACCAAAUGCACAUGAUCUGAACUUGAAGAAACGCAAAGGAGCGUUUUUCUUUAGCGCUGGGUCACUGUUUUUUGAUCACGGUUUGAUGCAUGGCCAAGCCGAGCUGCUUGCUGCUGCUGUCCGGGUUGAUCAGUGCCUCGCUUACCCAGUGACCGGAGUUCGGACAAUACCUGCACAUCUAGCAACGCAGCCUCACAUAGAUCUAAUCUCUACAUAUCUUGUUAUACUUUUUUUUUUUUUCUUUUUUUUUUUCUUUUUUGCUGACUGCGAGGAAUUUGAAAUUAAUGAAAGUAAUAUGUUGUUAAAGGAGUAUAGAAUCUGUAUGCCACUGACAGUGGAAGAGUACAGGAUCGGACAGCUGUACAUGAUCAGCAAGCACAGUCACGAGCAGAGCGACCGGGGAGAGGGGGUGGAGGUGGUGCAAAACGAGCCCUACGAGGACCCCGCGCACGGCAAGGGCCAGUGCACAGAGAAGCGCGUGUACCUCAACAGCAAACUCCCUAGCUGGGCUAGAGCAGUGGUGCCCAAGAUCUUCUACGUGACAGAAAAGGCCUGGAACUAUUACCCAUACACCAUCACAGAGUACACUUGUUCCUUUUUGCCGAAGUUCUCCAUUCAUAUAGAAACAAAAUACGAAGACAACAAUGGAAGCAAUGACAAAAUCUUCGGCAGCGAGGCGCAGGACGUGAACAGGGAGGUCUGCUUCGUUGACAUCGCCUAUGACGAGGUCCCCGAGCGCUACUACAAAGAGUCAGAGGACCUGCGCUAUUUCAAGUCUGAGAAAACAUCUCGUGGUCUGCUAAAGGAGGGCUGGAGGGACAGCCAGCAGCCGAUCAUGUGUUCCUACAAGCUGGUGACUGUGAAGUUCGAGGUGUGGGGGCUGCAGACACGAGUCGAGCAGUUUGUGCACAAGGUUGUUCGAGACGUGCUGUUACUUGGACACAGACAAGCUUUCGCCUGGGUGGAUGAGUGGAUCGACAUGACCAUGGAUGAAGUGAGAGAAUUCGAAAGAGCCACUCAGGAAGCCACCAACAAGAAGAUAGGGAUCUUCCCCCCCGCGAUCUCUAUCAGCGAAACCCCCCUGACCUGCUAUACCCACAGCGGCCCCUCCAGCGCCCCCUCCACCCCCCUCACCACUGACGCCCCCGAAUUCCUCUCCGUGCCCAAGGACCGGCCCCGCAAGAAGUCAGCCCCCGAGACCCUGACCCUGCCGGACCCUGCGGACAGGGUGCCCCGCCUGCGCCUGCCCUCCUCGCACCUGCCCCAGAGCUCGCCAUCCCACCAGCCCUCCGAUGCAAACCCCCAGUAACCACUGUGUGUGUGCAUGCGUGCGUGCAUGUGCGUGUGCAUGCUGAGAACCAGCUUUUAUAAUAGCCCUUAUUCUGAUAAUGAAACAAAUGCAUGGAGGAAAGCGUUUUUUUUUUUUGCUGCAGGCUACUUCAUUUUGUCACACACUGUCUGCUGAAGGGUUGCUAAAAGGCUCAGUCUCUUGAGCAUGUUUUCCUGUUAGGCUGUAUUGAACCGCCUGUGAAAGGUGAACGUUAGUUUUUCUCAAAUGAUUACCAUGUCCAGUUUUUUAAAUACUGUGUGUUCCUUUAAUUUAGAAUGUGGCCUGGCGUGCUAGUCUAUAGCAGUGGGGUAGAAUGUAUAAGUGAAGUGAGCUUUUGAAAGGGUAGUACCAGGCAGUUCCUAUGGACAGUCUGAAAGGGUGUUCGCUGUUGCCCAGUCGCGUACGUUUCUCUCUGAUGUCUGUGAAUGUUUCUUUAUGGGCACGUGAACCUAGAAGCUUUAUACUAAUAAAGGUGCACCAUGGUAAAAGCGUAGCAGAGUAGUAGUGAAUUGUACAAGCAUGCUGAAAAAUAGAGUGUGGUAAAGCCUGGCUGUGUGGAGCUUAGCAAACAGAAAAACAUGGUUCCAUGCAUAUUUACCUUGGUACACUGUUAUAAGGUCAUUGGAAAUACUGAGAGGUGUCAGUUCUUAAGGCUUCAUAGCUGGAUAUCCAGUGCAUGAGUGCAAGCUGGAGGAAGGCAGACAUGCUGAUGCUUAGGAGAUGUGCUCGGGUCUAGAAAGCCAUUUAUUAUAAAGUGCUCAAGCUCAGGAGAGCAGGAGAAAAAGCAGCUGCUGCCGAUGCUAGGGUCCAGGAAACUGAAGAAAUGACGUGCUUGUGUGAGACGAGCAAGCUGUCCCAUGGAGAUCUCUACUUUCAGCCCUUUGAUCCAAGCCAAAAAAUAACACCAGGCUGUUAAGAAUAUGUUUGUUUUCAUCCAGUUGUCCCCUUUGACAUGUGAGCUCUGUUUUAGCUUUGUGCAUCGUUAGCUCUUGAAAGCAUGUUGAUAUUCCCAAUGUACACUAGGGGUAGCAGCUUUCCAUGGAUAAGAAAUGCCUUCUUAUAAUAAAAAAAGGAAGGGGAUGCCUCGUGUACAUGCUAGCUAGAUAGAUACAAGACCUUACACAUGAUAUUGCAGACAUUGCUGUAAACAGUACAUUGUUGCUUUGUGUUCUUAUGUGAAUUCUUGAAAAGCCGAUGGAGUCUGUUUGUCUAAACAGCAGCAGAUCUGUUUAGUUAAAGGGGCUCCAGAAAUCCAACAGUGCACGAUGUGAGUCUCACUCUUCAGUGUAUUGCUGUAAAACACCAGGGAAGAUUCCUAUUGUAAUUAUUAAAAGUGUGGUGGCAUUUCGAACUGCCAGCAUUGUAGACCGAUCAAAUAAACCCCAGAACUUGUAGAGUACCAUUUUAAAACAUGCUAAAGAUGGCAUAAUCAACAAAUUAAAUCUUGCACAGCAUUCCAUACCUUAACAAAUGUGUGCUCAUUGUAAGAGAAGGCUGUCGUUGAUCCGAAGAUAUGUAUAAAAAAGUGAAUGCAAAGUUGACUAGUUGCGUAGUAUCCAUUGCUAAAAAGAAAAAAAAAGACAGAGAAUUAAACUGAGCAUGUUUCAGGAAUAAAAUGUCCCUCAGUGCCUCUCUGCAUGCGAUGCUGUAUCUUUUAAUCUGUAAACCAAAUCUGUAACAUACCUUGUAUAAACUACUUACCAGGAUGUGUUUUUGAUGUACCUUCUUCAAGCUGUCUAGCCUCAGAGCUGUUUUUUUAAAGAAACGAUACCAUGUAAAAUAAGCUGGCCAUAUCUGAACCAGAUUCAAUAACUGAACCCUGAACACCAGCUGGAAGACAUUUCAGUGGCCAGCACUGAAACACACUGUGCCCCUCAACACCCUCCUCCUGCCUGCCUGACCACAGCCGCUGUCAGAGCGGGGCUCCGCCGAACAGGGGAAGAGGACCUUGACGCGGCAGAGAGCAGCAACUGGAAGCUGGGCUUCGUUUAAACAGAAGAGCUGGCUUUGAAAACUAGGGUGACUUUUUAAAUGUUUUUUUUUAGCAUGUUUGUUAAAUAUCUGUUGUGGUUUCACCUCUCAUCAUACUAAAAAAAAAAGAAAAAUUACUAUUUUUUUUAUUACUAUUUUCUGUUGAAUUCCAUGACAUUUUUCUAAGGUUUGGCUGUUUCUUCUUUUCUUUUUGUGUGUAACUGUCAGCACCGUUGUUGUUUAAGAGAUUUUAAAAGGACCGUUUUUGAAUGUGUACCUGUUAAGGAAUAUAAAGCCACUCUGUGUUCAUUCAGAAGUGCCACUCUAUGUCAGGCUACUGAGGGUUUGUUUUGUUUCUAUAGAUUUGUGUUUCUUUGUUUCUUUAUUAUCUUCCACUUUCAUACAUCUUGUAGUAAAUAAAGUGAAAUGCAAUCUGA
Messenger RNA from Polyodon spathula (Mississippi paddlefish), 4221 nucleotides. Its product is annotated as cytoplasmic phosphatidylinositol transfer protein 1-like. The coding region runs from base 569 to 1792 and encodes 407 amino acids. The record is from RefSeq and is a predicted model, not a curated record. Gene Ontology annotation, cellular component: cytoplasm. The transcript has 9 exons. Gene Ontology annotation, molecular function: phosphatidylinositol transfer activity; phosphatidylinositol binding. Gene Ontology annotation, biological process: phospholipid transport. Lineage: Eukaryota; Metazoa; Chordata; Actinopteri; Acipenseriformes; Polyodontidae.